Arachis stenosperma is the source of this 480-nucleotide messenger RNA. RefSeq lists its product as uncharacterized. The transcript has a single exon. NCBI's taxonomy places the organism in Eukaryota, Viridiplantae, Streptophyta, Magnoliopsida, Fabales, Fabaceae. The coding region runs from base 1 to 480 and encodes 159 amino acids. The record is from RefSeq and is a predicted model, not a curated record.
AUGUUACUAAUCUUAGAAAACAAUGACAAGUUAAUUGACCCGGAAUAUUAUGAUAGUUGGGUACGUGCAGAGAUACCUUCUAAAGAAGUAGAACCCCACCUACAUGAUGCAGUGUUAAAACAUAUGAUUCAUGGUCCUUGCGGAAUACUUGAUCAAUCUUCACCCUGCAUGAAAAAUGACCAAUAUAAACGCAACUACCCACAAGAGUUCACAGCAGAAACACAAAGAGGUGACGGCUCAUAUCCGCAAUAUAAGCAACGAUUCGACAUACCAGUACCGAUUAACCAAAAUAUCACAGUUGAUAAUAGAUGGGUAGUUCCGUACAACCCUUGGCUACUACUAAAGUAUGAUUGCCAUAUUAAUGUUGAGAUAUGUAGUAGCAUCAAGAGUAUAAAGUAUCUCUACAAGUAUUGCUACAAGGGUCCAAAUCGGGUUGCAAUGGAAGUUCACAACGGUUCUAAUGUUGAUGAGGUCCAAUAG